AUGCAAAUUCUCACCUUGAUUGUGCCGUCUAGUAAUGGCCUUACUGCUGUGCAAGUCAAGUACAUUGCCCAGAGCCGGCGCUACCGCCAAUAUGUUGCGCGCCAAAAGCCAUUCUUAGAUAAGCAAAAGGUCCUAAAGCGUCUAGAAUGGGCUUGCGUGAACUGGUUUAGGAACUGGGAUGAAGCCAUUUGGACUGACAAGCUCCAGUUGGGGACCGGCAAUCACUCAGUUCACCCAAUGGUCACCCGGAAACCCGGAGAGGCAUAUCUCCCGGAAUGCCUAGCCCCAACCUUUCAAAGUGGCCAUGAAGCAUUAAUGGUAUGGGGGUGUAUCUCCCAUGGGUAUAAGGGGCCACUUAUCCAACUGGAGAUGGCUCCCUGGCUGCAAUUGCGUAAUGGGAGGUGGAGGGGGGGAGGGUUCAACUCAGAAGGAUAUGUUAUGCAGGUCCUAAAUGGUCCACUUAAGGACUUCAUUGCACAGAUGGAGAAAGUCAAGGGACACAGGAUGCUAGUAGUUGAAGAUGGGGCCCCAGCACACAAAGGAAAGCUAGCCAAACAGGCUUGUGAAGAACUUGGUAUUAAACACAUUGCACACCCCCCAAGUUCACCAGACCUAAACCCAAUAGAACCAUUAUGGAUGGAACUUAAGCGACGUGUGUACAGUACCCCUGGGGCCCGAAGAAGUCUUGAGCACCUUUGGAAUGCCACUGAAGCUGCCUGGAAAUCCUUCACAGCAGAUGAUAUCAAUAAGUACACACGGAAAAUGCCAUCUUGGUACUACCAUGGCUACUUGUACGACGAUUUGACGCAUUGGCAAUUCGAGUUUGCCUACUAUUGGUUUUGGAGCUAUGCUGUGGGAAUUGGUGGUAUGACAUACGGGAACUUUGUUUCUUCCGAGGAUGGACCCAGAUUAAGCUUGUUAGACCAGCUACUCGAGCUUGGACGCACCCAUUGGGAUACUGCCAGAGGCUAUGGUGAUUCUGAAGAGUUAAUCAGUAACUGGUUCAAACGUACCGGAAAAUAUGACCAGAUCUUCUUGGUAACGAAGUUUGGGGUAGAUUCCAGCCAACCUGGCGGGCUGCGUGCAAAUGGGACACCAAAAUGUGCCGAAAAAUGCUUCAAUGAUUACCUAGAGAAAUUGGGUGUCGAUAUCAUCAGCUUGCCUGGAAAGAUUCGCCAUAUUGGGCUUUCCCAACCUUCAUUUGCAACAAUCCGUCGCGCUCACAAGGUCCACCCAAUCGUCGCUAUUCAGGUCGAGUAUUCGCCAUUUGAGCGUUUGAUUGAACAACAAGAACACCUUCUGGAAAUAGCGCGAGAGCUUGUAACUGCUGUUAUGGCCUAUUCUCCCUUGGGCAAAGGCUUACUCACAGAGCAAACCGAUCACUUUUCGGAUGGCGACUUCCGAAAGCAAAUCCGGAAAUAUUCUCAGGAGAAUUUCCAGAAAAUUCUGAAGCUAAUCGAUGGGUUCAAGCAAAUCGGAAAGGCCCAUGAUGCUACUUCGGGACAAGUGGCUCUUGCAUACUUGCUUGAGCAAGGGGACGAUAUUAUCCCCAUAUCAGGAUGA
This is a messenger RNA of Rhizoctonia solani, 1563 nucleotides long. RefSeq names its product aldo/keto reductase family protein. NCBI's taxonomy places the organism in Eukaryota, Fungi, Basidiomycota, Agaricomycetes, Cantharellales, Ceratobasidiaceae. The transcript is spliced from 12 exons. Bases 1 to 1563 code for a protein of 520 amino acids. The record is from RefSeq and is a predicted model, not a curated record. Gene Ontology annotation, molecular function: nucleic acid binding. Gene Ontology annotation, cellular component: cytoplasm.